CGGCCCAACAACACUAAGGAAUGAUACAGCUAUUUUGCAUUUUCGCAAUCGUGCUCUUGCAUCUUAUUAAUGGUGCAAAUUGUACACAGUCAUACGACCUAUUGAUCCACCCGGUAGGUGUAUCCUCCGCCAACGGGUAUCCUUUGUCAAACUUAUCCAUAAACUCAUCAACCAUAGACAGUCAAUUGUUGCUGAACAAAGCCUUGGCAACGAAAGACCUAACAGAAAGCCCAAAUGGAUGGUGCCUCUCUUUACGUUCUCAGCCCAGUGAUGAGCUAACAGCGUCAGGGUUAGAAUGCUUCAACUACUUCAAACCAGUUCAGUCUUUAUCAACUCAUAAUAUAGCAGGUGAGUUGGGUCUUGUGCUUGAUGUAGAACACAAGAUAGUUUCAGUCAAUUUCUACCCGAAAGAAAAAGGUGGACUCUCGCUGCACAUCAGCAAGUCUUACGAAAUCUCAGACCCACAACCUCGUUUACGUCUUGACGGUAAAACAGAUGCAACGGACGACGUAGAUAUACCAAAGAAAAGUACCAAAAAACAGAAGAACUUGGAACCAAAAGGAAAAAUACUUGAGGAGAAUAAAGAAGAUGAAACCAGCUUAGAAACCGACGAGUUGAAAGAUUUUCAGGAGAUAGUUAAGCCAAGGGGCUUAUACUCGGAUGAGAAAACAUUUAUAGAGAAAUACUGGGUGUACAUCGUGCCUCCGAUGUUGGUCAUUUUUGUUGUCGGGAAUCUAGGUGGAGCGUGAAAUCGUAGUAAGUUAGCAGUGUGUAAUACUGGCGAAAGUCAGAGGAAAAAAGAGGCACCAUGCCUGUUCGCCCAAAAAGGAAAUUAAUAUUUGAUGGAAGAAGCCAGAGAGAAAAAAAAAGAGGACACCGGUUG
This is a messenger RNA of Pichia membranifaciens NRRL Y-2026, 883 nucleotides long. RefSeq lists its product as hypothetical. Bases 21 to 749 code for a protein of 242 amino acids. The transcript has a single exon. NCBI's taxonomy places the organism in Eukaryota, Fungi, Ascomycota, Pichiomycetes, Pichiales, Pichiaceae. The record is from RefSeq and is a predicted model, not a curated record.